This is a messenger RNA of Salmo salar (Atlantic salmon), 662 nucleotides long. Lineage: Eukaryota; Metazoa; Chordata; Actinopteri; Salmoniformes; Salmonidae. The record is from RefSeq and is a predicted model, not a curated record.
AUGGCUCGCAAACCAAAUAUUCUAUCUGGAAUCUCCCCUGCCCCACGAGGAAUCCCUCAGCUUGAGGUGACCUUUGACAUUGACACCAACGGCAUUCUGAACAUAUCAGCGGUGAGCAAGGGCAAAGAGAACAAAAUCACCAUCACCAACGACAAGGGGCGGCUCAGCAAAGAGGACAUUGAGAGGAUGUUGCAGGAUGCCAACAAAUACAAAGCUGAGGACAAUGCACAGAGGGAGAAAAUUGCAGCCAAGAACUCCCUGGAGUCGUACACCUUCAAUAUGAAGAGCAGCGUUGAGGACGACAACCUAAAAGGCAAGAUCAGCGAGGAGGACAAGAAGAAAUUGGUGGGCAGGUGCAACCAGGCCAUUUUCUGGUUGGAGAACAACAAAGGAGCACGAGCUUCAUUCAUCAUUACCAAGCUGUACCAGCAAGGAGGGAUGAACACCGACACGGUCUAGCUCUGGUGCCAGCUCCCAAGGCUCAACCAUUGAAGAGGUUGACUAAAGUGAGGGACUUGUAUAAUGGACUUUUCAAAAUGCAUUAGUACAGUAUCACUGAAUACGUUUUGCUGUUCAGGAAAUACUCAUUUCUACUGCUCGACAUUAUAAUGCCCUUUUAUGGCUCAGAGCUAUUCGGGAAGUGUUUAUGUAUUGGUUGAACU